Lethenteron reissneri (Far Eastern brook lamprey) is the source of this 3015-nucleotide messenger RNA. RefSeq lists its product as uncharacterized. Gene Ontology annotation, molecular function: metalloendopeptidase activity; zinc ion binding. NCBI's taxonomy places the organism in Eukaryota, Metazoa, Chordata, Hyperoartia, Petromyzontiformes, Petromyzontidae. The record is from RefSeq and is a predicted model, not a curated record. Gene Ontology annotation, biological process: proteolysis.
AUGCGUCGCUUUGGAGGUGGCCACACCCUCAGUGAGGGCGACGUGGAGAAGAUCGAGAAGAUGUUCGGCUGUGAGCCGGCACCACAGGGACCCAGCGACGCAGAUCCAGCGCUCCAAUUCAUCGGGUGUGGAGUCAAGGAUAGCAGCCUCUCACGCUCAGUCAGGCACUGGCCCAAGAGCGGCGAUGACCAUGUGUACAUCCCCUACAAGGUGUCCAAGGACUUCUAUGACUACGAUGUGAAAGCCAUCGAGCAGGCUGUAGAGGAGUUUGAGAAGAAAACCCACAUGCGAUUCCGCCCUCAUGGCAAAGAGACGGACUUCAUUCAAAUCCAGGCCUUGGAGGGGUCUCUCAGCAAGAGCUGGUCAUACGUGGGGAGGCAGGGUGGAGGCCAGGAUCUGUCCUUGGAGCCAGGGAAGGUGACCAAGGGCACGGUUCUGCACGAGUUGAUGCACGCGCUCGGCUUCCACCACGAGCACUGCCGCAGCGACCGCGACGACCACGUCUGGGUGCUGAGCGACAACAUCAAGGAUGAAUGGAAGAGUCAAAUCGUGAAGAUUAAAUCACACACUCAUGACGUGUCCACCCCCUACGACUGCAGCUCCAUCAUGCACUACAGCAUGACGGCGGGCUCGGUGGACGAGCGCAACCCGACCAUAAUCCCCAAGAACCCGCUCCUCAUGCUGCACAUGGGGCAUGGCAACUCCCUGAGCCCCUGCGACGUGGCCAAGGUGCAGAAGCUGUACGGAUACGAGACAACACUGCCGCUGAGCUCCACAGGUGUGGGAGACCGCGAGAGUUUGGAGAGCCAAGUGAGAGUUUGGAAGCGAAAGACAGAGCAAGAGCUGAAGGAGGAAAAAGAGGCCAAAGAGCGGGAAUUGAAGACAAAGGCUGGCCCUGUUGAGGAGAUCAUCCGUGAGCUCAGGUGGCUCUCCAAGUACGACGGCUCCACGGUGCCACGCCUGGAGAAGUUGCUGGAUCUGCUGUCUUCUAAGUGCCCAGCUCAGGAGAAGGAGGCGCUCCACACAGCUUAUAGAGACGAGGACGGCCCAAAGAUUCUCAAGAAGAUCUUGGAGUUUCCCAAGGCAGAGGCCGACAGAAUUUCUCUGCUGCUCGUGCUCAACAAAAUAUUCAACGCUGUGGCCGUGCAGACAGCAGAGAAAGAUUCCAACGUCCCCAGGACUGGGGACAUUGCAGGUGACCCCUUGGAGAAACCUAUGGAGUGGCCAAAACACCGGGAUGGUAACGUGUACAUCCCCUACAACAUCUCCAUCGCGUUCGGCUUCAGUGACAAGAGGACUAUUGAGCAAGCCUUCCAGGAAUUCCGCAUCAAAACGUGCAUCAGGUUCACUCCUAGAACACAUGAGAAUAAUUACAUCAACUUCCAGGCACUGGACGGGAGCUGGUCGUUCCUGGGCAAGAAGGAAGGGGCUCAGUCCUUGUCCCUGGAGCCCGGGAAGGUGACCAAGGGAACGGUUCUGCACGAGCUCAUGCACGCGCUCGGCUUCCAGCACGAGCACUGCCGCAGCGACCGCGAUAAGCACAUCAAGAUUAACGAAGACAACGUCAAGGAAGGUGAACAACGCCAGUUUCAACUGCUGGAUACUGCCGACUGUGAACUUCCCUACGACUACAUCAGCAUCACCCACUACGGCAGGGACACCUUAUCCGGUGAUGGGAUAAGCCCUACGAUCAUCCCUAUACCAGAGACAACCACUAUCGGCCAGCGGGAAUGCCUCAGCCCACUGGACGUCGUUAAAAUCCGCAAGAUGUACAAAACCAUGGCGGAAGGAGACAUUGCUAAAGCUGUUGCUGAGACGGCCAUGCUUGCACCCACGUUGAAAGCACCUGUCCCAGAGGUGAAAGCAAAGGCAGAGGCAACAAAGCAAGACUCUGGGGGCUGCGCUAUCAUGUAGCGCCAGCGUGGGCAGUGACCACACGCUGAGCGCAACUCGCCCGGCAGGAAGAGAUCGUCUGAAAUGGGGCAUCACCACCGCUCAUAUUCACUUUACAAUUCAAUAAUCUUGAGCAUAGGUGUUAUUUUCCGCAAUCCUUUUUGCUCCACUGAACGUGAUUUGCUCUUCUUAAAAUGUUUAAAUAUAAUUAGAUUUUUACAUUGUAAUGGCUGCAUCAUGGAAAUGGGGUAUAAUGAUGUGUUAAUAGUCUAUACAUUAUUACACACAGUUCACAUCUCAAUAUAAAUGUUAGUUUCAUGUCCUUUAGCAAAAACACUUUUGGAAAAUGCCUUUACUCUUGAGUCGCUCAUAAACAGUAAUUAGAACAAACAGCCAAAUCGAGAUCCAAACAUCGCACCUGCUGGCGUUGACACUGGUGUAACCAUCAGAACAUCAACCAGCCGCUGCGCACAUCCCCUUCAUGAAUACAAGCCAAAGUGCGACUGUGGCCAUGCAUCCCAAACUAUGGGCCACACAGUAAACCACUGUAGUCUGCAUUCCGUCAAUGGAGGAGGAAUUAAAACGACACCAACUCUCUCUAUAAUCCCUCUUGUGGCUAGCAGACCUUGAUAUUGGCAUUCAGCACUUGAACAUAGUUGCAUAAGCAUGAACAGUUCACAUACAUUUAUUGCCAAAUAAUUUUUAUGGCAAAAACAGACAAUGGGAAGAUUUGCUGUCAGGGCAGUGUGACAGCUCAAUCACAGGGGAUGCACAACGUCCUAGGUGAGUGUGUUGCACGUAUCCCUGGAAUAUUUGGUCAUUAUGUUUUGCAGUGCCCAUUACAUGGCAUUUGGGGAGCCCCAAUCUACCCUGUAAACAAAGAAUGCCCAGGUUAUGUAAAGUAGCUCGGGUGACUGGCAGAGUGCGCACGCCACACACCCGGCCUCCUUACUGCAGGUGGCAGUGAUCACGCCCCGCAGGGCACCGCGUUCACUGCUCACACCCCAAACGUGCACUGAGCUCGUGCUGUGCACUGGACUCACGAUUAGUUCAGCACGCAGCACAAAUGUGUUCCCUGGUCCCAUCAUUCGUUAUCUUCCUCUUAACCAUUUAUUUAAUCUC